Molecule: messenger RNA, 801 nt
Organism: Saprolegnia parasitica CBS 223.65
Lineage: Eukaryota; Oomycota; Saprolegniomycetes; Saprolegniales; Saprolegniaceae
Exons: 5
Coding region: 1-801 (266 amino acids)
Biological process (GO): regulation of protein localization; cilium assembly
Cellular component (GO): ciliary transition zone; ciliary membrane
Source: RefSeq, a predicted model, not a curated record
AUGCGGCCCGUGUACCACGAGCCCGUCGCGCGCGUCUACUAUGGCAACGUGUGCUCACCCGCGUACCUCCUGUCGUGGCUAGCGUGGCUCACGACGCUUCUCUUGCCGCUCCUUCUCGUCUACGAUGCAUCGACGUUCUGGCCUCGGUCCGUCGCGUAUCGCGAGCAGCCGCACGUGCAGUACAUGUACCAGACGCUGCUUCUCAUCGAGGGCACGGCGCGUGACGACGAUGGCAAAGAGAGCGUGUUCUCUGGCUUUUGGAGCACGCUGCCGACGAACGUCAACCAACUCGCGGGCGACGCGCUGCGCCCGGGGCAAAUUCAGUCGUUUUUCGACGACGACAACCGCGAUGGCCUUCUGGACCGCGUCUCGAUCGAGGUGGCGAUCGCAGUGCAUGCAGGCGAAAGCGUCCACAAAGCGUCCUUGCUUGUGAUCUUCAACGCGACGGUCCAGACGCACGCCCAGCUGAGUAUGGACGUCAUGGCACUCGUCUCGCAUGCGUCGCCGCUGCCAGGCAGCGUUCUCUACACCGUGGGCGAUCUCGCGCUGAGCUUCAAGCGGCCGUUGCCACUCACGACUACGUGUGCGAUGCCGUAUGCAGCCGACGCGCUGCUGAACGUGUCGUCGCUCCACCACGCCGACGACUUGCGGCUCGAGCAGUUCAUGCUGCGGCAGACCCGUCGUGAGAACCGAGCCCAUGUGACCAACCAAGAGCAUGUGUGGAUCCAAGAUGCCAGUGUGGACCCGCGGCGGUUUGUCAUGAACGCGACGCUGAGUGUCCCCGUCACCGACAUUUCGUAG